UACAUCCCCUCCAACUAGCUGGUCUUCAACUCUCCCGUUAUGGCUCAUGACUUCACUCUCCUCUUGUGAGCAAUAGAACGUAAACAUAGAACGCGCCAACAACUUACUCCUCUCGCUUGCUGGAUGUAGGAUUCUGCAGCAGUCUACGAGUGUGGUGAGAUAUGGAAGCCCGGGCAUCGGCGUCGAAGACUUGGGCGCAGGAGUCGUCGGCAGCCUACUUGGUGUGGGAGGACCUCACGGCGGCGCUACCAAGUCAUGGCGGCAGACGGCCGGUCAAGAAGCUUCUCCAGGGGCUGAGCGGUUACGCGGUGCCCGGCCGGAUCAUGGCGAUCAUGGGGCCGUCGGGUUCCGGCAAAUCGACACUCCUCGACUCCUUGGCAGGGAGGCUUGGAAGUAAUGUUGUUUUGACCGGGAAAGUUCUACUUAAUGGCAAGAAGAGAAGGCUAGACUAUGGAGUUGUGGCCUAUGUGACACAAGAAAAUGUGCUACUGGGGACCCUUACUGUCCGAGAAACAAUCACCUAUUCAGCGCAUCUGAGGCUCCCUACAACGAUGAGCAAGGAGGAGGUGGCAGCUGUGGUGGAAAGUGCUAUUGAGGAGAUGGGUCUGCAAGAAUGCGCGGACCGGGCAAUUGGAAAUUGGCACCUGAGAGGGAUCAGUGGUGGAGAGAAGAAAAGGCUCAGCAUUGCACUAGAGAUACUGACACAGCCCCGCCUACUCUUCCUCGACGAGCCCACCAGUGGUCUCGACAGUGCUUCAGCUUUCUUUGUAAUCCAAACAUUGAGGCAGAUGGCCCGCGAUGGCAACAAAACCAUCAUCUCCUCUAUCCACCAGCCUAGCAGCGAAGUCUUUGCACUAUUUGAUGAUCUAUACCUUUUGUCCAGUGGAGAAACAGUUUAUUUUGGAGAUGCCAAGUUGGCCACAAAGUUCUUUGCAGAAGUUGGGUUCCCCUGUCCUAGCAGAAGAAAUCCAUCAGAUCACUUCCUUCGAUGUAUAAACUCUGAUUUUGACCGUGUGAAUGCUACUUUAAAAGGGUCGAUCAAAAUUCAAGCAGAGACACAAUCAUCUUCAGAUCCUCUGUCGAAGUUAGGAACCUCAGAGAUCAAAGCUAUUCUUAUCGAGAAAUAUAAGAGCUCGGAAUUUGCAAUGAUAGCUAGAAAUCGGAUUCAAGAGAUAUCUAAGAUGGAAGGGCUUACCGUGAAGUCAGAUAAAGGAAGCCAAGCUAGUUGGUGGAAGCAGCUCACAACUCUAACGAGGAGAUCUUUUGUGAACAUGAGCAGAGACAUUGGCUACUACUGGCUACGGAUCGUAAUCUACAUAGUGGUAGCCGUGUGUGUGGGAAGCAUCUUCAUGGAUGUAGGGACGAGUUACACGGCAAUAUUUGCCAGAGCCUCUUGUGGGGGCUUUGUCUCGGGCUUCAUGACCUUCAUGUCCAUUGGAGGAUUCCCAUCUUUUAUUGAAGAGAUGAAGGUGUUCAUUCGCGAAAGGCAAAACGGGCAUUAUGGAGUUGCCGUAUACAUACUCUCCAACUUCCUCUCAGCGUUCCCUUUCUUGAUUGCUGUAUCCUUCUCCGCUGGAAGUAUAACCUAUUACAUGGUGAAAUUCCGCAAGGGCUUCUCCCAUUAUAUCUACUUUACCGUAAGUCUUUAUGCCAGCAUUGCAGUGAUAGAGAGCCUCAUGAUGAUUAUUGCGUCACUUGUCCCCAACUAUCUAAUGGGCAUUAUACUUGGAGCAGGUGUCAUGGGAAUUAUGAUGAUGACAGCCGGGUUCUUCCGGUUGCUGCCAGAUCUUCCUAAGCUAUUCUGGCGCUAUCCGGUUUCCGUAAUUAGCUAUGGCUCAUGGGCCCUUCAGGGAAAUUACAAGAAUGACUUGAUUGGGCUGGAGUUUGAUCCUCUGAUACCUGGAAAUCAAAAAUUAAGUGGGGAGUACAUCCUAAAAAAUAUGCUUGGCGUCAGCUUGGAUCACUCAAAGUGGGUGGAUCUGAUAGCCGUAUUUGUCAUACUCGUUUGCUACAGGCUUCUCUUCUUUCUCAUUUUGAAGCUCAAAGAGCAUGCCUCCCCUCUUUUCCGGAUUAUUUAUGCAAGAACAGCCAUGAGACAUCUCUUGAAGAGACCCACCUUCAAGAAGAGGAAGCUGUCAUUCUCAUCACGGCAUCCAAAUCUCCACCCAAUGGCGUUGCAAGAAGGCCUAAGUUCUCCACUUCCAUAAUGCCAAUAAGUGCUAACUUCUAGAAAGCCUAUGAAGUUAUCAUACACAUGGAAAUUAAAAGUAUUAUCUAUUAUAGCAAUACAAGAUGUUUCAAAUUUCAAAGAAAUUGACUUACAUAAUCAUGUUGCAUCUUGUAAAGUAUUUCUGCAAUUUCACAGAAAUAUUAUAGACCAUGUCAAUCCUCAUGCUAGAAUACUGUUGCAGAUUUA
Messenger RNA from Elaeis guineensis (African oil palm), 2416 nucleotides. RefSeq names its product ABC transporter G family member 15. The record is from RefSeq and is a predicted model, not a curated record. Gene Ontology annotation, molecular function: ATP binding; ABC-type transporter activity; ATP hydrolysis activity. Gene Ontology annotation, cellular component: membrane. NCBI's taxonomy places the organism in Eukaryota, Viridiplantae, Streptophyta, Magnoliopsida, Arecales, Arecaceae.